This is a messenger RNA of Saccharomyces cerevisiae S288C, 3753 nucleotides long. RefSeq names its product mRNA-binding translational repressor SSD1 (gene SSD1). Gene Ontology annotation, molecular function: RNA binding; RNA nuclease activity. The record is from RefSeq and is marked reviewed. The transcript has a single exon. Lineage: Eukaryota; Fungi; Ascomycota; Saccharomycetes; Saccharomycetales; Saccharomycetaceae. Bases 1 to 3753 code for a protein of 1250 amino acids.
AUGUCUAAAAAUAGCAACGUUAACAACAAUAGAUCCCAAGAGCCAAAUAACAUGUUUGUGCAAACCACAGGAGGUGGUAAAAACGCCCCAAAGCAGAUUCAUGUUGCACACAGACGUUCCCAAAGUGAGUUGACAAAUUUGAUGAUUGAACAAUUCACUUUGCAGAAGCAGUUGGAGCAAGUUCAAGCACAGCAGCAACAGUUGAUGGCUCAGCAACAGCAAUUGGCACAACAGACAGGACAAUACCUGUCAGGAAAUUCUGGCUCUAACAAUCAUUUCACGCCUCAACCGCCUCACCCUCAUUACAACUCAAACGGUAAUUCACCUGGUAUGAGUGCAGGUGGCAGCAGAAGUAGAACUCACUCCAGGAACAACUCCGGAUAUUAUCAUAAUUCAUAUGAUAACAAUAACAAUAGCAAUAAUCCUGGGUCUAACUCACACAGAAAGACGAGUUCACAAUCCAGCAUAUAUGGCCAUUCCAGAAGACAUUCUUUAGGUCUAAAUGAAGCGAAAAAGGCUGCUGCGGAAGAACAAGCUAAAAGAAUAUCUGGGGGUGAAGCAGGCGUAACUGUGAAGAUAGAUUCUGUUCAAGCUGAUAGUGGCUCAAAUUCUACUACAGAACAAUCUGAUUUUAAAUUUCCACCACCACCAAAUGCUCAUCAGGGCCAUCGUCGCGCAACUUCAAACCUAUCACCUCCCUCUUUCAAAUUUCCUCCAAACUCUCACGGGGAUAAUGACGAUGAAUUCAUAGCAACCUCUUCAACGCACCGCCGUUCAAAGACAAGAAACAAUGAAUAUUCUCCAGGCAUUAAUUCCAACUGGAGAAACCAAUCACAGCAACCUCAACAGCAGCUUUCUCCAUUCCGCCACAGAGGAUCUAAUUCAAGGGAUUACAAUUCCUUCAAUACCUUAGAACCUCCUGCGAUAUUUCAGCAGGGACACAAACAUCGUGCCUCUAAUUCAUCAGUUCAUAGUUUCAGUUCACAAGGUAAUAAUAACGGAGGUGGACGUAAGUCCCUAUUUGCACCCUACCUUCCCCAAGCCAACAUUCCAGAGCUAAUCCAAGAAGGGAGACUAGUAGCUGGUAUAUUAAGAGUUAAUAAAAAGAAUAGAUCGGAUGCCUGGGUCUCUACAGAUGGCGCUCUUGAUGCGGAUAUUUACAUUUGCGGCUCCAAAGAUCGUAAUAGAGCACUUGAAGGUGAUUUAGUCGCGGUAGAACUAUUAGUUGUGGACGAUGUUUGGGAGUCCAAGAAAGAAAAGGAAGAAAAGAAGAGGAGAAAGGAUGCCUCUAUGCAACACGAUCUAAUUCCUUUGAACAGUAGUGACGAUUACCACAACGAUGCAUCUGUUACUGCUGCAACAAGCAACAAUUUUCUAUCUUCUCCCUCCUCGUCUGAUUCGCUAAGCAAGGAUGAUUUAUCCGUCAGAAGAAAGAGGUCAUCUACUAUCAAUAAUGAUAGUGAUUCCUUAUCAUCUCCUACCAAAUCAGGAGUAAGGAGAAGAAGUUCAUUGAAACAACGUCCAACUCAAAAGAAAAAUGACGAUGUUGAAGUUGAAGGUCAGUCAUUGUUAUUAGUUGAAGAAGAAGAAAUCAACGAUAAAUAUAAGCCACUUUACGCAGGCCAUGUCGUUGCUGUUUUGGACCGUAUCCCUGGUCAGUUAUUUAGCGGUACAUUAGGUUUGUUGAGACCAUCCCAACAAGCUAAUAGCGACAAUAACAAACCACCACAAAGCCCAAAAAUUGCUUGGUUCAAGCCUACUGAUAAGAAGGUGCCAUUAAUUGCAAUUCCUACAGAAUUAGCUCCAAAGGACUUUGUUGAAAACGCUGAUAAAUACUCCGAAAAGUUAUUCGUUGCCUCUAUUAAACGUUGGCCAAUCACAUCUUUGCAUCCAUUUGGUAUUUUAGUUUCCGAACUUGGAGAUAUUCACGAUCCUGAUACUGAAAUUGAUUCCAUUUUAAGGGAUAACAAUUUUCUUUCGAAUGAAUAUUUGGAUCAAAAAAAUCCGCAAAAAGAAAAACCAAGUUUUCAGCCGCUACCAUUAACGGCUGAAAGUCUAGAAUAUAGGAGGAAUUUUACGGACACUAAUGAGUACAAUAUCUUUGCAAUUUCCGAGCUUGGAUGGGUGUCUGAAUUUGCCUUACAUGUCAGGAAUAACGGAAAUGGUACCCUAGAGCUGGGUUGUCAUGUUGUUGAUGUGACCAGCCAUAUUGAAGAAGGCUCCUCUGUUGAUAGGCGUGCGAGAAAGAGGUCCUCUGCGGUGUUCAUGCCACAAAAACUUGUCAAUUUAUUACCACAAUCGUUCAACGACGAACUGUCGUUGGCCCCUGGCAAGGAAUCAGCCACGCUGUCGGUUGUUUACACUCUAGACUCAUCUACUUUAAGGAUUAAAUCUACUUGGGUAGGCGAAUCUACAAUUUCCCCCUCAAACAUCUUGUCUUUAGAACAAUUAGACGAAAAAUUAUCUACUGGAAGUCCCACUAGCUACCUCUCUACUGUACAGGAAAUUGCUAGAUCAUUUUAUGCUAGAAGAAUAAAUGAUCCAGAAGCUACAUUACUUCCCACCCUGUCCUUAUUGGAAAGCUUGGAUGACGAAAAAGUUAAGGUUGACUUGAACAUCCUGGAUAGAACUUUAGGCUUUGUUGUAAUUAAUGAGAUUAAAAGAAAGGUCAACUCCACUGUUGCAGAGAAAAUUUACACCAAACUUGGUGAUCUAGCUCUUUUGAGAAGGCAGAUGCAACCCAUUGCAACCAAGAUGGCGUCAUUUAGAAAGAAAAUUCAAAAUUUUGGUUACAAUUUUGAUACCAAUACGGCGGAUGAAUUAAUCAAAGGGGUGCUAAAAAUUAAAGAUGACGAUGUUAGAGUCGGAAUUGAAAUUUUACUGUUUAAAACCAUGCCAAGAGCUAGAUACUUUAUUGCUGGCAAAGUAGACCCGGACCAAUAUGGGCAUUAUGCCUUGAACCUACCUAUCUACACACAUUUCACAGCGCCAAUGAGAAGAUACGCUGAUCAUGUCGUUCAUAGGCAAUUAAAGGCCGUUAUCCACGAUACUCCAUACACCGAAGAUAUGGAAGCUUUGAAGAUUACCUCCGAAUAUUGUAAUUUUAAAAAGGACUGUGCUUAUCAAGCACAGGAACAAGCAAUUCAUCUAUUGUUGUGUAAAACAAUCAACGACAUGGGAAAUACUACAGGACAAUUAUUAACAAUGGCUACUGUCUUACAAGUUUACGAGUCCUCCUUUGAUGUAUUUAUUCCAGAAUUUGGUAUUGAAAAGAGAGUUCAUGGAGAUCAACUACCUUUGAUCAAAGCUGAGUUUGAUGGUACCAAUCGUGUCUUGGAAUUGCAUUGGCAGCCCGGCGUAGAUAGUGCAACUUUUAUACCAGCAGAUGAAAAAAAUCCAAAAUCCUAUAGAAAUUCCAUUAAGAACAAAUUCAGAUCCACAGCCGCUGAGAUUGCGAAUAUUGAACUAGAUAAAGAAGCGGAAUCUGAACCAUUGAUCAGCGAUCCAUUGAGUAAGGAACUCAGCGAUUUGCAUCUAACAGUACCAAAUUUAAGGCUACCAUCUGCAAGCGACAACAAGCAAAAUGCUUUAGAAAAAUUCAUUUCUACUACUGAAACCAGAAUUGAAAAUGAUAACUAUAUACAAGAAAUACAUGAAUUGCAAAAGAUUCCUAUUCUAUUGAGAGCUGAGGUGGGGAUGGCUUUGCCAUGUUUAACCGUCCGUGCAUUAAAUCCAUUCAUGAAGAGGGUAUAA